This is a messenger RNA of Cynoglossus semilaevis (tongue sole), 3089 nucleotides long. Its product is annotated as solute carrier organic anion transporter family member 3A1-like. The record is from RefSeq and is a predicted model, not a curated record. Gene Ontology annotation, biological process: prostaglandin transport; sodium-independent organic anion transport; transmembrane transport. The transcript has 2 exons. Bases 614 to 961 code for a protein of 115 amino acids. Gene Ontology annotation, cellular component: basolateral plasma membrane. NCBI's taxonomy places the organism in Eukaryota, Metazoa, Chordata, Actinopteri, Pleuronectiformes, Cynoglossidae.
AAGAGAAACAUACAGAGAUAGAUAAAAUUUUGAAAUAAAUGUACAAUUAAUACUCAUGAAAGAACAUUUUUUUGCCACUGUCAAUUCAUGCUUUAACUGUAAAAAGCUGUUUUGCUGUGUUUUUAACAAUACAGAGGCAAGUGUCCUUCAAUAUGUCACCUAAAAAUAGUCUUCCUCCUACAUGCCCAUGGCACAUACUUCUGCUGUGGCGAACAUAAAUCCUUGUUAGGCUUCAACUUCUUCAUUAUAUUCGAGGGAUUCUGUAACGGAACAUUCCCUCAGUCAUUUCAUUAAUGUAACAUCUUCAGGUACUCAAUCAUUUGUCCCGGACUGAAAUAAUCACCUACCUAAAUUGCACAGCGGCCAGUAGAGGUCGCCACAGCACCUAUUAAUAAUUUAACUGCAGUGGACGCUGUUAACAGGUCCCAAAGCGCCGGAGAAGACCCCAACCUCGACCCUUUGCACAUACUAUUAGUUCAAGUAACUCAUGUGAGAUGUCUGUCUGUCUGUCUGUUUCAGAACCGUCAGUCCAGAGCUGAAAUCAUACGCUCUCGGAGUUCUGUUCCUGCUGCUGAGACUAAUAGGCUUCAUCCCUCCUCCUCUUAUCUUCGGCAUGGGCAUCGAUUCCACCUGCCUCUUCUGGAGCUCUGUGUGUGGUGAGAAAGGAGCGUGCAUGCUGUAUGACAACGUGGCCUACAGGCACCUGUACGUUAGCAUCGCCAUCGUCCUCAAGUCCUCGGCCUUCCUGCUGUACACCACCACAUGGCACUGUCUGAGGAAGAACUACAGGAAGUACAUCAAGAACAACGAGGGUUACCUCACGCCCACCGAACUCUUUUCCUCCAACGUGACUUUGGACAAUUUAGGCAAAGAGAUCACGCAUAAUCCGGCCAACAGGACAAAGUUCAUUUUUAACCUGGAGGACCCAGAGAUGUCCAACAACAUGGAGUCGGUGUUGUAGUCAUGACAACCGAUCUGGUUUGAUCCGGUUUGGAAGAAUGUCCUCCGUUAGAGUUUUACCAUCUUCUCACUUGAAACAACUCACACGAUAUUUUUCUUUUGAUAUCUACAUUACACUCAGUUACACAAUUUUAUUUAUUAUAUUUUUUUAACUUUAAUAUAAAUUAUCAAGACCAUUUGUCUUUAAAAACAACAACUUAUAUUUGGAUUUUUUUUUUCUCUCUGCCGGAAGAGAAGAUAAAAAGUCACUUUAACUCCACCAAAAAAAAAAAAAAAAACACGCAGGUAUGUUGCAGUGAUGUGUUCCCAUCCCAGACUUGUCUUCUAGCGGACUCCGAUGGAGUCGUUUUCUUUCCGGGAAGGUUGAAGAAUCAGUGCGUUAGAAAUCAGCGUGUUUGUCUGUUUUUGUUUUCCUGUAGAAGGAAAUAUUCCUCAGGUCAAAUCGCAGAAUGAGAGUUAAUGUAUUUAUUCAUGGUCAGAUUUUGGCAUGAACACAGACAUUCUCUGGACUGAUAGUUGAGAUCUAUCGUUAAGGAAAGUAUCCCCAUAGGAAACUUCUUUAUCAUCGCUCCAUCACUUUGAGUUUAAAAUACCAAGAAAAAAUAAUAAUAAUAAUUUUAGCUUCCUGCACCAUUAACAGUUGGGAAGGAAAGGGUUAAAGGACAAUUCUGGAGACCAAAUUUAUACACUUCUUCACCGCUGACCCAGAAUCAGAUUUCACAGCAGUGGCGGAAAGUUACAAAUGAAUCCUUUAAACCUCAUUAUUCAUCAUCCUGUGACGUUCUAGACAUUGUGAACAAAGUUUAUCACAAGAUAUAUUUAUUUGAUGUAUUUUUUUAGUAAAAAUCCAAUCUUUUUUUUUUCGUUUAAAGAUAUUAUACGACCCUAUUAUUUUCAAAGGUUUUCUUAAACUAAUUCAGUGAAUUCUGAUUCAGUGUCCCUCAAAAUUGAAGCUGUUUUUCCAGAUAAUAAUUCAUUAUAAACAGCAACAAUAUUGUAGCAGUUUAGUGGCAAGUUCAAUAAAUUAAAAAAAAAAAACAUUUUGUAGUAACUUGCAGUAGAUCGUGCAGGAAUUUUAGACUAGUGUCGGGAAGAGAGCAUGUAGUUCUAUCUCGCCUACAGGGGGUGCUAGAAAUGUAGAUUGAAUUCCCUUGUAAUACAAUCAAGACUUCUUCUAAAUAUUUGAUGUUUUACUUACUAUUAAGACGAGCGACUGUAGAUUGGAUGGACAGGAUGCACUUCUGAGUCUGCAGUUAAACACGUCCUGUGUACUGUAGUGCAGAGCGCCCCCAUCGGAUUGUUAGCAGUACUGUAUUCCUAAAAGAAAAACAAAAAAAAAACAGAUGGAUAAAACCACAGUUACUAAUUUAAAUACUUUAACCAAAUACCCAAAUAUUUGUCACAACACAGAGUCAAUAUGUUCAGCUGUGACCUCUUUCUGCCACUUCUCCUUCCUCGGGUUCAAACAACAGCUUUGGUAGCAGUUGCAUCGCAUCACUUACUGGUGAACAUCGUUUGAGUCUAAAUGUAAUGUCAUUUCGAGAAGACGGGGAAAAGUUAAAAAUGCAGACAGAGGGCAGUGUCAGUGCAGGUGAACGCACCACUCACUAAUGCCUCAUUUAAACAAAUAAGGGUUUUUUUUUUUCUUUCUUUUAACUCAUUGAUUCGUUUAUUUUAGGAAAUUCCUGAAUACACUACACUUAACUGAAAAAAGUACAGAAUACUCAAUGGGCCAGGUACAACACAUGCAUGGUGCACAGAAAAGCUGUGGCCCAUUGUUAUAGAGUAGAGCAUUAUGAGACAUUUGGUGAAGGAUGAUGGUGAUGAUGAUGAUGAUGAUGAUGAUGAUGAAGAGGAGUCAUGAAGUGUUAUAUCCACGUGUACUAUCCAAAUGACUAACCUAAAGAAACCAAAUAGGCCACGGAAGGGUAUUUGAAAUGACUCUGUGUAUGGAACCAGAUCGUUUCAACAUCUGGAAAUGACUGAAGUAUUCACUGGGUCAUUUGUAUUUAAUACAUAUAAUUCAAGCAGUGGUUUGAAUGAUAGUUCAACACAAAGAGAGUGAGGACAGGGAUGAUAGGGACGUUAUUACUCAGAAGGUCUGUUUAUGUUUUCUUAGUGUAUUUUUU